GACUUGUCACACUUCUCUUCAAAUUCUUCUCUAAUCCAAGUGCUGUCUCCACCUUGGAAGAAUACACAUCUGUCAGGUCUAUCUCUAUAAUCCAUCUUCACAACUGUUCAUCACCCUUCCACUCGGUACACUCCCAUCUACUCGCUUAUUCACCCCCUCCCCCCCGUCAGCGCCUUCCACUCACCCUCAUCAUGGCUCAACACAUGGCAAAGUUUACCUGGGGUACGGGUCCCCAAUCUGUUCACGUGGCUGGCGGUUUCAAUAAUUGGUCAGAUACCGCAACUCCUUUGCAUAAACAAGCAGAUGGGAGUUUUGCAGCUGAUAUUCCCUUGCCUUGGGGAGAGAAACAGGCUUUUAAAUAUGUUGUUGAUGGUGAAUGGAAAGUCCGAGAAGACGAGGCGAAAGAAUGGGAUGCCGCGGGCAACAUGAAUAAUGUCUAUACCGCCCCCGCUCAAUCCACCGCUUCUCUCGUCUCCACCGCUCCCACCUCCGAGCCUCCAGCUGUCCCUCCAAAGACUGUAUCCGACACGGCCCCUACCACCGCUCCAACCACACGACCCGCCGAUUUAUUGGCGGCAGCAGCACCCGGAGCUGCCUCACCAGGAACUUACACCCUCGGACCAAUCUCCUCUUCCAGUCCAAAAGCCAGCAAAAUAGAUUCGAUUGAGGAACCUCCUGCCGCUACCAGCGCUACGACGAUCGAACCUGUCCCUGAACAAAUGGAGAAGGUAGCUGCUGCUGCUCCUGUUGGUGAUGCCGCCGUGGCGGAUCAGAAAGGGGUUUUACAGACUGCUGCCGAGUAUGGAGCAGGAGCAGCGGCUGUUAUCGGUGCGGCUGUGGGGACUGCUACUGCAGCAGUGGAGAAAGUGACGGAGAGCGCUGCUGUGGCUGUUGAAAAAGUUACCGGGUUGGAUUUGACACAAACACAACCGAUCUCGGUCGAAGAGGCUCAAGCGAAAGGCAUCGAUAUAUCCAGUCUAGAAACGAAAACGGCUGAGCCCGGUGUCGCAGAAUCGUCAGUCAGCAAACCUUCCGCGGCAGCCAUCAACGACCUGGACGAGAAGAUUCAAGAGCUUAAAGUGAACACUGAGGCAAAUGGCAACAGCGACCCCUACCCCAAUCAACCUGCUCCGGUGGAGACCCUCGAGAAGAGCGGACACGACAUACCUGCACAGAACGAGACUACUGCCAAUCACACCACUGUCCCCAUGCCGUCUAUCGUCACGAUCGGCGAACGUGAUCCAGCUAAGGACCGAUCCGCCGACACAGGCAUCACUUCCGACAACGCUGGUGCCAAACCCAUCUCGACCAAUCCAGGUGUCAGCGCGGAAGCUGAGAAAGCUAAAGCCGAGGCGACACCCGAACGGGUAACCGCCGUUCCGACCGUCACUCCUCCUCACGCAGAGGUGACGCCUCCAAAGACACCUGCGAAGGAUGACGUAGGGAGUGCGCCUAGUACUCCCUCCAAAACUCCUGGUUCCGGACAUGGGAAAGAAGCGACUGGUGCUUCUGCUACGAAACGGAAGUCGGGUCUGUUCAGCAAGAUCAAACACGCUUUCAGUUCUCCAAAAGAAAAGAAAUAGUGUUCUGUAGGUUGAAGGCAAUGGAGAUGGUAUGAAAGUUGUGAUCUAUCGAAUUUGUGCACAGGCGAAGUGAGGGGAGCUUUGAGGAAGUCUUGAACACUUGGAAAACUAAUUUAUACUUUUUGUGCUGCUUUAGAAUGCGACAUGUGUUUUUGAUCUUUG
Molecule: messenger RNA, 1745 nt
Organism: Tremella mesenterica DSM 1558
Lineage: Eukaryota; Fungi; Basidiomycota; Tremellomycetes; Tremellales; Tremellaceae
Exons: 6
Coding region: 192-1583 (463 amino acids)
Biological process (GO): signal transduction
Cellular component (GO): nucleus; nucleotide-activated protein kinase complex; cytoplasm
Molecular function (GO): protein kinase binding
Source: RefSeq, a predicted model, not a curated record